GGAGGAGAGGAGGCAGGUCAGCCGUCCCCCGGCUGCAGCUGCACUCACAUGUGGCCACUGCCCACCAUGCACAUAACCCAGCUCAACCGGGAGUGCCUGCUGCACCUCUUCUCCUUCCUAGACAAGGACAGCAGGAAGAGCCUUGCCAGGACCUGCUCCCAGCUCCACGACGUGUUUGAGGACCCCGCACUCUGGUCCCUGCUGCACUUCCGUUCCCUCACUGAACUCCAGAAGGACAACUUCCUCCUGGGCCCGGCACUCCGCAGCCUCUCCAUCUGCUGGCACUCCAGCCGCGUGCAGGUGUGCAGCAUUGAGGACUGGCUCAAGAGUGCCUUCCAGAGAAGCAUCUGCAGCCGGCACGAGAGCCUGGUCAAUGAUUUCCUCCUCCGGGUGUGCGACAGGGGCCUCAGCUUGAAGCUAGACUGGAGCAAUCGCCACGCACCGCUCCCCUGCAAGGCAGCACGUCCAGAGCGAAACAAAGAGUCAAGGGUUGUGGCUCCUGGAACCGGCAUUCCCUCUGUCCACAGCCGCCCCAGGACUCUGCUGGGCCGGGGUCGGGGCUUUCCACUAGGGGCUCCCAAGGCUACGAGCCAAGAACCCAUGCAGAUGAAGGUACGGUGGGGUGCAGGGGCAGAAAGAGCAGGGAAAAUGGGCAGGCCAGAAAGCCGACUUGGAACCCUGCAGUGUCAUCGCGGCCAAGUGUCUUCACCUCGCAGGGCCCGAGUCCUCCUCGGUGCCCCAACCUGGCGUCCGUCACGCUGUCGGGCUGCGGCCACGUUACCGACGACUGCCUGGCGCGCCUGCUGCGCUGCUGCCCACGCCUGCGCUCACUGCGCCUGGAGAACUGCGCGCGCGUCACCAACCGCACGCUGGCUGCCGUGGCGGCGGACGGGCGCGCGCUGCAGACAUUGCACGUGGACUUCUGCCGCAACGUGAGCGCGGCCGGCCUGCGCCGCCUGCGCGCCGCGUGCCCGCGCCUGGCCCUCCGGGCAGAACACAGCGCCGCCAUGCUGCCCGACCAGCCCCCGCGCUCGCGCGCGUCCGCCGCGGCCCUCGGCAAGCUGCUGCCGCGCUAGACGCCGCCCCGCCGCGGCCCCCGGGGAAGGAGCCCAGCCCCAGACCGUCCUGGCUUCGAACCCAGCUCUUCCACCUUCAGACCACCACCGCAUCUUCUGAGCCUCAUUUUCCCCGUCUGCACAGUGGGGAUAAGAAAGCCUACCUCACGUUACGAUUUUAUACAUAGGAUAAACGCAAGAUUAAAUGGAUAUUUGGAAAA
This is a messenger RNA of Pongo pygmaeus (Bornean orangutan), 1276 nucleotides long. RefSeq names its product F-box and leucine rich repeat protein 22 (gene FBXL22). Gene Ontology annotation, molecular function: protein binding. The record is from RefSeq and is a predicted model, not a curated record. Gene Ontology annotation, cellular component: cytoplasm. Bases 49 to 936 code for a protein of 295 amino acids. NCBI's taxonomy places the organism in Eukaryota, Metazoa, Chordata, Mammalia, Primates, Hominidae. The transcript is spliced from 3 exons.